This is a messenger RNA of Salvelinus fontinalis (brook trout), 4912 nucleotides long. RefSeq names its product WD repeat domain 24 (gene wdr24). The coding region runs from base 260 to 2617 and encodes 785 amino acids. Gene Ontology annotation, biological process: positive regulation of TOR signaling. The transcript has 12 exons. Gene Ontology annotation, molecular function: protein binding. Lineage: Eukaryota; Metazoa; Chordata; Actinopteri; Salmoniformes; Salmonidae. The record is from RefSeq and is a predicted model, not a curated record.
GUAAUGCUUGUUUUCGCUAGAUUCAUGGUAAUAACAGUUACAACUUCCGGUUCUCCAGUGCAGUGAACAACAAUUUUUUUUUCAAAAGCAAGGAAUCUGGAGAGCUGGGAGUAUUAAGCAGUCCGCCAUGCACUUCGGGCAAAGGGGGGUGAAUAUUCUCUUGAGCCAUGUUAUAGAAGACUAUUGGGUUGUAGGACUGUAUGAGGAGGCCUCUGUGUUUCUCUAGAGGCAGAGAGGAUCGCCGCUGCUAUUUGGAGCCAUGGAGAAGAUGUCGCGGGUAACCACAGCCCUGGGCAGCAGUGGCAUCAGCGGACGCACCAUGUUCUGCCACCUGGACGCGCCCGCCAACGCCAUCAGUGUGUGCCGCGAUGCCACACAGGUGGUGGUGGCCGGCCGCAAUAUCUUCAAGAUCUACGGCCUGGAGGAGGAGCAGUUUGUGGAGAAGCUCAACCUGCGCGUGGGCCGCAAGCCCUCGCUCAACUUCAGCUGCGCCGACGUCAUGUGGCACCAGAUGGAGGAGAACCUGCUGGCCACGGCUGCCACCAACGGGGCGGUAGUCACCUGGAACCUGGGCAAGCCGUCGCGCAACAAGCAGGACCAGCUGUUCACCGAGCACAAGCGCACGGUCAACAAGGUGUGCUUCCACCCCACCGAAGUCUACAUGCUGCUCAGUGGCUCCCAGGACGGCUACAUGAAGUGCUUCGACCUGCGCAAGAAGGAGUCCGUCAGCACCUUCUCUGGUCAGUCGGAGAGUGUAAGAGAUGUUCAGUUCAGCAUGAAGGAUUACUUUACUUUUGCUGCUUCUUUUGAGAACGGUAACGUCCAGCUGUGGGACAUCCGGAGGCCUGACCGGUAUGAGAGGAUGUUCACAGCCCACACCGGUCCUGUGUUCUGCUGUGACUGGCACCCAGAUGACAGGGGUUGGCUGGCCACUGGCGGCCGGGACAAGAUGGUGAAGGUGUGGGACAUGACCACCAACCGGGCCAAAGAGAUCUACUGCGUCCAGACCAUCGCCUCGGUGGCACGGGUCAAGUGGCGUCCUGAGAGGAAGUGGCACCUGGCCACCUGCUCCAUGAUGGUGGACCACAACAUCUACGUGUGGGACGUCCGACGGCCCUUCAUCCCCUUUGCCACCUUCGAGGAGCACAAGGACGUGACCACGGGCAUCGUGUGGCGCCACCAGCAUGACCCCUACUUCCUGCUGUCAGGCUCCAAGGACAGCACGCUCUACCAGCACAUGUUCAAGGACGCCAGCCGGCCCGUGGACCGGGCCAACCCCGAGGGGCUGUGCUUCGGCCUGUUUGGCGACCUGGCCUUCGCCGCCAAGGAGAGCCUCAUCAGUGGCGACUCCAACAGGAAACCCUACCCGAGUGGCGACCGCCGCUACCCAAUCUUCUUCUUCAAGAAGCCCGAUCUGACGGAGCAGUUUGCCCACGUGUCCAGCGCCCUCAGCGUGUUCGAGUCGUCUCUGGAGAGCAGGCGCAUGGACUGGUUUGUCAAGACGGCGCGCCUCUACCUCCUCGGCGGAAAACCCUUUGCCGAGCUGUGCGACCACAAUGCCAAGGUGGCCAAGGAGCUCAACAGACCUCAGGUUUCAACUACAUGGACGAUGCUUCGGCUCAUGUUCUCAGAUCCAGCUAACCUCUCGACACCUGGUCCAAAUAACAUCAGCAAACUGGGCAACCUUCCUUUAAUGAACAGUUUCAGUAUGAAGGAAAUGGGGACGGAGAGCAGGCUGGACCGUAGUAAGGGAGAGAGCAGACAGGACAACAUUCACCUGGAACCUGGGAACUCGCUCAUCAACAGCAACAACGACGAGAAUGAGGAGACCGAGGGGAGUGAGGGACAGGCGGAGUACAUGUUUGGUGACGCUGAGCUGGAUGACGAUGACCUCUACUCUAUGGAGCACGAAAUCCAGGCCGUGGAAGAACAGGAGUACACGCUCCCCCAGGAGGCCUUCCCGCUGCGCCAUGAGAUCAUGGACAACCCGUCGGUCCCGGAGCACCUGCAGCAGGACAAGGCCGACUCGCCGCACGCCAGUGGCAAUGAGGCAGAGGUCAUGUGCCUGACGCCCAUAGAGUCCCUCUCCCUGAUCGCCAUCUCGCAGCCGCUGUUCAGCCCCCACCUCCCCGCACGCUUCUUCUGCCCCGUGGUCAGGGAGAUGCUGAGCCACUACGCCGAGCAGGGAGACGUGCAGAUGGCAGUCUCGGUGCUCAUCGUCCUGGGAGACCGCAUCCGCAAGGAGAUCGACGACCUCACUCAGGAGCACUGGUACAUGUCCUACAUUGACUUGCUGCAGCGUUUCGAGCUGUGGAACGUGUCCAACGAGGUCAUCAAGCUGAGCACUUGCAGCGCCAUCACCUGUCUGAACCAGACAUCCACCACGCUGCACGUCAACUGCAGCAACUGCAAACGGCCCAUGAGCAACAGGGGCUGGAUCUGUGACCGGUGUCACCAGUGUGCCAGUGUUUGUGCCGUGUGCCACCAUGUGGUGAAGGGGCUGUUUGUGUGGUGCCAGGGCUGCAGUCACGGCGGGCACCUGGAGCACGUGAUGAACUGGUUAAAGAGCAAUUCUCACUGCCCGGCUGGCUGUGGACACCUGUGUGAGUACACCUGACCCUCAGCUCCACCCCCUCCCAGCCGGCUCUCUGUGAGAGGGGGAGCACCUCACCUCACCUGGCUCACCCUGGCCUGGGUCUCACACUCCAGGCUGGCCUCUCCAAAGACUGGGGUCCACAGGGGGGUGGCCAUGGUAGCAGGAUGACUGUAUUGGAAGAUAGGUCGGUAAGACUGAAGUCCAAUUCAUUAAAGCAGUUGGAGAGGAGAACGAGGGACCUUAUGGAGCACUGUUAAAAGUUUGAGAUGGGCCCGCUGGCUCACUUUGACAAUGACAGAAACUCAAAGUUAAGUGAACACAAUUUAUGGGUGUGUGUGUAUAUAUAUAGAUAUAUAUCUAUCAGUGGGGAGAACAAGUAUUUGACUGCCGAUUUUGCAGGGUUUCCUAUUUACAAAGCAUGUAGAGGUCUGUAAUUUUUAUUAUAGGUACACGUCAACUGUGAGAGACGGAAUCUUAAACAAAAAUCCAGAAAAUCACAUUGUAUGAUUUUUAAGUUAUUAAUUUGCAACAAACAAUAGUUUAUCAAGAAAUUUGUGAAGUGGUUGAAAAACAAGUUUUAAUGACUCCAACCUAAGUGUAUGUAAACUUCCGACUUUAACUGUAUAUAUGUAUGUGUAUAUACGCAUGCAUGCAAACACGUACUGUACCAGUCAAAAGUUUGGACACACCUACUCAUUCAAGGGUUUUUCUUUAUUUUUACUAUUUUCUACAUUGUAAAAUAAUAGUGAAGACAGCAAAACUAUGAAAUAACACAUAUGGAAUCAUGUAGUAACCAAAAAAGUGUUAAACAAAUCAAAAUAUAUUUUAUAUUCUAAAAAGUAGCCACCCUUUGCACUCAGCAGCUUCACGAGGUAAUCACCUGGAAUGCUUUUCCAACCAUUUUUAAGGAGUUCCCACAUAUGUUGAGCACUUGUUGGCUGCUUUUCCUUCACUCUGCGGUCCAACUCUUCCCAAACCAUCUCAAUUGGGUUGAGGUCGGGUGAUUGUGGAGGCCAGGUCAUCUGAUGCAGCACUCCAUCACUCUCCUUGGUCAAAUAGCCCUUACACAGCCUGGAAGUGUGUUUUGUGCCAUUGUUCUGUUAGAAAAACAAAUGAUAAUCCCACUAAGCGCAAACCAGAUGGGAUGGCAUAUCGCUGUAGAAUGCUGUGGUAGCCAUGCUGGUUAAGUGUGCCUUGAAUUCAAAAUGAAUCAGACAGUGUCUACAGCAAAGCACCAUCACACCACCUCCAUGCUUCACUGUGGGAACCACAUAUGCGGAAAUCAUCAGUUGACCUACUCUGCGUCUCACAAAGACGGCGGUUGGAACCCAAAAUCUAAAAUUUUGACUCAUCAGACCAAAGGACAGCUUUCCACCGGUUUAAUGUCCAUUGCUUGUGUUUCUUGGUCCAAGCAAGUCUCUUAUUAUUGGUGUCCUUUAUAGUUGUUUCUUUGCAGCAAAUUGACCAUGAAGGCCUGAUUCAUGCAGUCUCCUCUGAACAGUUGAUGUUGAUAUGUGUAUGUUACUUGAACUCUGUGAGGUACAAUCUGAGAUGCAGUUAAUUGUGAAUUUCUGAGGCUGGUAACUAAUGAACUUAUCCUCUCCAGCAGAGGUAACUCUGGGUCUUCCUUUCCUGUGGCAGUACUGAUGAGAGCCAGCUUUAUCAUAGCUCUUGAUGGUUUUUAUGACUGCACUUGAAAAAACGUCCAAUGUUUUUGAAAUUUUCCAGAUUGACAGACCAUGUCUUAUAGUAAUUAUGGAUUGUUGUUUCUCUUUGCUUAUUUGAGCUGUUCUUGCCAUAAUAUGGACUUGGUCUGUAUCUUCUGCAUACCACCCCUACCUUGUCACAACACAACUGAUUAGGCUCUAACACAUAAAGGAAAGAAAUUCCACAAAUUACCUUAAGGCACACCUGUUAAUUGAAAUGCAUUCCAGGUGACUCCCUCAUGAAGCUCGUUGAGAGAAUGCAAAGAGUGAGCAAAGCUGUCAUCAAGGCUAAGAAAGGCUACUUCGAAAAAUCUAAAAUAUAUUUAUUUGUUUUAACACUUUUUGGUUACAUGAUUCCAUGUGUUGACGUUGUCACUAUUAUUCUACAAAGUAGACAAGUAAAAAUAAACAAACGUUGAAUGAGUAGGUGUGCCCAAACUUUUGACUGGUACUGUAUAUUUGCUGAAAUGGCCUUUUUUUUUUUUUUUUUUUUCGGUGUAUUGGUCACUAAAUAGCGAUAAAGAUGUCUGUCUCGAUGAUGUGGACUUUAUUCAUCAGAUAACGAAUCUCCAGCACUUUUCUAUGGCAAUAAAAUAUUUUGUGAAGCUCA